Molecule: messenger RNA, 3156 nt
Organism: Dovyalis caffra
Lineage: Eukaryota; Viridiplantae; Streptophyta; Magnoliopsida; Malpighiales; Salicaceae
Source: the annotation of a GenBank genome assembly
AUGGAGGAAAAACCAUUCCCUGCAUGGUCAUGGUCCGUGGAGCAGUGCUUGAAAGAGUACAAUGUCAAGUUAGACAAGGGUCUGAGCUCUUAUGAGGUUGAGAAGCUGCGAGAGAGGUAUGGCUGGAACGAGCUUGCUAAAGAGAAGGGAAAGCCCUUAUGGCGGUUGGUAUUAGAACAAUUUGAUGAUAUGCUUGUAAAGAUACUUCUGGUUGCAGCUUUUAUAUCGUUUAUUCUAGCAUAUUUACAUGGAGGUGAGUCUGGGGAGGCUGGAUUCGAAGAUUAUGUGGAGCCACUUGUUAUAGUUUUGAUUUUAGUCCUCAAUGCUAUCGUUGGGGUGUGGCAAGAGACUAAUGCUGAAAAGGCUCUUGAGGCCCUUAAGGAGAUGCAAUGUGAAUCGGCAAAGGUUUUAAGGGAUGGGUACAAGAUACCGGACUUGCCAGCUAGGGAGCUUGUCCCUGGAGACAUAGUGGAACUGCGGGUUGGGGAUAGAGUGCCGGCUGACAUGAGAGUGGCAGUUUUGAAGACAUCCACUUUGAGAGUUGAGCAGAGCUCAUUGACUGGAGAGGCAAUGCCUGUUCUGAAAGGCACUGCUUCCAUAUUUAUGGACGACUGCGAGUUGCAGGCUAAGGAAAAUAUGGUUUUUGCCGGCACAACUGUUGUGAAUGGGAGCUGUAUUUGUGUUGUUAUAAGUACUGGGAUGAAAACCGAGAUUGGAAAAAUUCAGAAGCAAAUACACGAGGCUUCUCUGGAAGAGAGCGAUACUCCAUUGAAGAAGAAGUUGGAUGAAUUUGGCAGCAGGCUUACAACUGCGAUUGGGCUUGUUUGUCUCAUUGUAUGGGUCAUUAAUUACAAAAAUUUCCUCUCGUGGGAUGUUGUAGAUGGGUGGCCUGCAAAUAUCAGAUUUUCUUUUGAGAAAUGUACCUAUUAUUUCAAGAUAGCUGUUGCCUUAGCUGUAGCAGCAAUUCCAGAAGGCCUUCCUGCUGUAAUCACAACUUGUUUGGCUCUGGGUACCAGGAAAAUGGCACAAAAGAAUGCAAUUGUGAGAAAGCUUCCAAGUGUGGAAACUUUAGGAUGCACAACUGUGAUUUGUUCAGAUAAAACUGGGACUUUGACUACAAACCAGAUGUCCGUGACAGAGUUCUUCACUUUGGGUGGAAAAACUACUUCUUCUCGAUGUUUUCAUGUUGAAGGAACAACUUAUGAUCCUAAGGAUGGUGGAAUUGUUGACUGGAGUUGCUACAAUAUGGAUGCUAAUUUGCAAGCCAUGGCAGAGAUAUGUGCUGUUUGUAAUGAUGCUGGGAUCUUUUGUGAUGGCCGUCUUUUCAGGGCUACAGGUUUGCCUACUGAGGCUGCUCUUAAGGUUUUGGUUGAGAAGAUGGGUGUCCCAGAUGCUAAGGGAAGGGACAAAAUUCGGGGCAUGCAGCUUGCUGCAAACUAUUUGAUUGAUCGCAGCACGUUGACAUUAGGGAGUUGUGAGUGGUGGACGAAAAGAUUGAAAAGGCUUGCCACAUUGGAAUUUGAUCGCAUUCGUAAGUCAAUGAGUGUUAUUGUUCGAGAGCCCAAUGGACAAAAUCGACUUCUUGUCAAGGGAGCGGUCGAGAGUUUACUGGAGCGCAGUUCACAUGUGCAACUUGCAGAUGGAUCUGUUGUUCCAAUAGAUGAACCUUGUAGGCAACUGUUGUCUCUGAGACUCUUGGAGAUGAGUUCCAAGGGGCUGCGGUGUUUGGGACUGGCAUAUAAGGAUGACCUGGGGGAAUUUUCAGACUACUACGCUGAAAAUCAUCCUGCCCACAAGAAGUUGCUCGAUCCAGUUUACUACAUGUCCAUUGAAAGUGAUUUAGUUUUUGUCGGAGUUGUUGGUCUACGGGACCCCCCACGUGAGGAAGUGCACAAAGCAAUUGAGGAUUGUAGAGGUGCUGGGAUUAGGGUUAUGGUUAUAACUGGAGAUAAUAAGUCCACAGCUGAGGCUAUCUGUAAGGAAAUCAAGUUAUUUCAUGAAGGUGAAGAUCUCAGAGGAAGAAGUUUUACUGGCAAAGAGUAUACUGCUCUUAGUCCUUCAGAACAAAUGGAAAUUUUGUCUAAACCUGGAGGGAAGGUCUUCUCCCGUGCCGAGCCAAGACACAAGCAAGAAAUUGUAAGGAUGCUGAAGGAUAUGGGCGAGAUUGUGGCAAUGACUGGAGAUGGUGUCAAUGAUGCACCUGCACUUAAACUUGCAGACAUUGGAAUUGCGAUGGGAAUAACAGGAACAGAGGUGGCAAAGGAAGCUUCUGAUAUGGUUUUGGCAGAUGAUAACUUUAGUUCCAUUGUCUCAGCAGUUGCAGAGGGUCGCUCAAUUUAUAACAACAUGAAAGCUUUUAUCAGGUACAUGAUAUCAUCUAAUGUUGGAGAAGUGAUAUCCAUAUUCUUAACUGCUGCAUUGGGUAUACCAGAUUGUUUGAUACCAGUGCAACUUUUAUGGGUGAAUUUGGUUACCGAUGGCCCACCUGCAACAGCUCUUGGUUUUAACCCUGCUGAUGUUGAUAUAAUGCGGAAACCACCCCGCAAAAGCAAUGAUGCCCUUAUAAAUUCCUGGGUUCUCUUCCGCUACCUGGUAAUUGGUUCUUAUGUAGGAAUUGCAACUGUUGGAAUCUUCGUCUUGUGGUACACCCAGGCUUCCUUUCUGGGUAUCGAUCUUGUGAGCGAUGGGCACACACUGGUUCAACUCUCUCAGCUUCGCAAUUGGGGGGAGUGCCCCACAUGGUCAAAUUUCACUGUGUCUCCGUAUCAGGUCGGUGGGGGACGCAUGAUCACUUUUUCAAGCCCCUGUGACUAUUUCUCUAGCGGUAAAGUGAAGGCAAUGACUCUUUCACUUUCGGUGUUGGUGGCGAUUGAAAUGUUUAAUUCCCUGAAUGCGCUUUCUGAAGACAAUAGCUUGGUUACGAUGCCACCUUGGAGGAACCCUUGGCUUUUAGUGGCCAUGUCAGUCUCAUUCGGAUUGCACUGCGUUAUACUAUAUGUUCCAUUCCUGGCUGAUGUGUUUGGUAUCAUUCCAUUGAGUCUGAACGAAUGGUUUCUAGUAAUCUUGGUUUCAGCACCUGUGAUUCUAAUUGACGAGGCUCUCAAAAUUGUUGGAAGGAGUGGAAGAUACAGAGCUGAGAAAGAGAAGAUAGCGUGA